Rubroshorea leprosula is the source of this 565-nucleotide messenger RNA. Lineage: Eukaryota; Viridiplantae; Streptophyta; Magnoliopsida; Malvales; Dipterocarpaceae. The record is from the annotation of a GenBank genome assembly.
GGUGUGAAAACGCUACCAUCGAUUUUCUUUUUGAUUUUUGUUCAACUAUAUAUAUAGGACUCAACCUAAUUGUUCUUUCAACAAUCUAAGAUUCCAAACUUUAGAAGAGCUUAGACGCACAAGAGCAGAAUGAGUGUAGAAGUUCUGGAUGGGGCAACGAUUCUUGACUUUGUGGCUGAUGAAGAAGCUUUCACUGUUUCCAUACGCAACCACUUCACGCACCUUGAUACAGAUCAUGAUGGCCUCCUCUCUUAUGCAGAGAUGCUGAAGGAGUUGCAGAGCCUGAGGGUUUUGGAAACUCACUUUGGCAUCGACGUGAAGAGAGAUCCGGAAGAGCUGGCUCAUGUCUAUGAUUCCCUGUUCGUGCAGUUCGAUCAUGACUCCAACGGGACAGUGGAUUUGGAGGAGUUCAAGGCGGAGUCAAGGCAGAUGCUGGUGGCUAUGGCCAACGGAAUAGGGUUUCUGCCUGUUCAAAUGGUGCUUGAAGAGGGUAGCCUUCUGAAGAAAGCCACUGAGUGGGCGUCCACCAAAGUUUGAAUUUGUUUUGAGUGCCUAGGCAAAAAUU